Messenger RNA from Cuscuta europaea, 2462 nucleotides. NCBI's taxonomy places the organism in Eukaryota, Viridiplantae, Streptophyta, Magnoliopsida, Solanales, Convolvulaceae. The record is from the annotation of a GenBank genome assembly.
AAAAUUGUAUCAAAAUGUUCUUUAUUCAAAAUAUUUUCAUGAAAAGUAUACAAUAUAUAAAUUAUAUAAAAAUAUAAUAAUUAAAAUCAUUGUCCAAAGUUUGUCAUCAUUGACCAAGAAAAGUCAAUUUGACGAACUUUUUCGUGAUAGAGGUAGUAAUAAAUUUUGUAUGUUUUGUACAUUUUUGUAAUAAUUUCAUUAAAAUAGCUAUUUAUUUAUAAUUACACUUACAUACUAUUGAAUGAAAGUAUAUCUAUUUUAAAGGAUAUACAGUGUGGAACUGUGGACAUGAAAUAAAUAGUGGUGUUAUAUCGACAUAAAUAGAAGAUGUAAUUCCGUCACAGGGUAAUACAGUUGAAGGUGCACUUAUUAUUAUUUUAUUUAGUGUAUUCAGUUAUUAUUAUUUUACCGAUUAGGUAAUGCCGUAAUGUAAUGGUCAAAAGGUACGUAUUCGACGAUUAAAAUUAUUUCUUCCGAUGUGAGAAUACCUUUCAAGUUUCAAAGAAGACAUUUUUUUAUCGUGACGCUCUUAUGCAAUGAGGCUCUUAUGCAAUGACGAUAAACACAUGUCAAAAUCAGUCUUUGUUGCAUGUUGGACUACUAUUAAGCUGUGUUUACUCAUGGUCAAUUUUGUAUUGCAGUGUCAAGAGUUAUCAAUCACAAAUGUUUUAAAGUACAAUAUUCUUAAUACUACUAAUGUUGUUUGCAAAGAAGUGCUUCAAAAUUUGCAAUUUGUUCCUUCGAUGUAGUGGUUACAGUUUGUGUGCUUUUGGAACAUUGUAAACAUUAAAAUUUACUCUUCUUAACUAUUUCAUAUUGCGCAUAUAGAAUAUUACUAUAUAGCUUCAAUUUCUUCACUCUUUUUGAAAUAUGAUUAUAAUUACAAUUAUAAGAAUUAUAAUCAUUUUAUCAAUCUUGGAUUUCAUUACAUUGAUAUAAUUUUUUAUUUUUUUUUGUAUGUUUUGAUUGUAUUUUGUCUCGUGCAUCGGUGAGAAUCUAGUUGUAAUAAAGGGGAGAAGUAAUGCCCGAAUUGUAACUAGGCAUGCACGGCAAUCAACGAAAUCCCCAAUAUAAAUGGAAUUCACUCGUCUCCAUGCCAACAACAUAAUUCCCUGGUUAGCCGUGAUGGAGAUGACCGCCGCCCGACAUCAAAAUCCUCACGGAAAGCAAGUCCAAAGUGGGGAAGGAAAGAUAAUGGUGUUCGGAGAAUGGAACAGAGACCCAAAUGUCAGGCUACAACACCUCAUUGACGCUGUGAAGAGGGAAUCAGAUUCAGCCGGCGGCUGUGCCAGUUGUAGCGAAAAUGGUGCAUGCCUCCAUUCAGCCCAUGACCUGAGAUCGCUUGGAUUAUUCUGGGGGGUUCAGAUGAUGGACAUAAAUUCAGUUAAAAUCACGGUCAAAGACCGGAAGAGAUUCCCCAGCCGGCAUCUCCGCGUCCACGGCGCGAUUAGAUUAUAUAACCAUUCUUAUUUUGAAUACUCUGUUCCUAAAUACGAUGAGUUUUUCUUCAAUGCGAAAGCAGAGGAUGCAAUAAGCAUCCAUCUGGACCGUGACGGAUCCGCCAUCCUUCCGCUGUCCGGUCCGAAACUGGUGUUUCCUCACCUUGGGAUUCCCCUGGCCAUCACUUUCGCUCUCAAGCUGGAAGGUCAGAAUGUGUUUGGACUGCCAGCAGAUCUGUACAACUAUCCUUAUCAUAUGGACCUAAGGGACACGUUUCUCUCUUACCGGGCUGGAGAUGAUCACUUCGUCGCUGCAACUAUUGUAUUUGAGUACAUGUACACUCACAACCUAUCGCGCAACUACCAGAAAGAAACGCUGGUUUGGGGAUACUUGCGACAUCAUGAAGACCCGGAAGAAGAUCUGUCCCAGAUUCCUGUCCAUUUGGUCGUUAACUAUGCUCUUCUCGGGUAUGGCAUCGCUGCUAAAGUGAAGGUCAGAGUAUUGAGAGAAAAUGUGGGGGCCAGCAGAGUGUGGGGCCGUAUUGAAGCGCGUCCUUGCGUGUUUGAAAAAGAAACGGUGCUUUUCCUCAAGAAAAAAUCCGAAGCUGUUGCGGUAGGGGAAGAACAAGAAGGAGAAGAGGAAGAAGAGGGGUCAGUUCCCCUCACCAGAUCAUUAGUGGCGGUGGCGGUGAAUUCAUAUCUGAUAAUCAAAGCGCGGCUGCGGGAUGAGAAUGGGAAUGUGAUUGUGAGCGAGACGUGCUUCUUCCGAGCCUACCCUUUUGGGACAUUCAACGCCACCUUUCCAAAUGUCCGAUUUGAGGUCCAAUGGGACCUGUCCAAUUCCUUUGGACGGUAGUAAGAUGCAUCCUAUGUGUCAUAAGAAAAACAUAGAUAGAAAUAUUUUUUAAUUUAAUAGGAAAAAUCGAUUGUAAUAAUCUCAACUAUUGGCGGUUCGCUUUUAAUAAUCCCAACUAUCGAUUAUCUCAUAAUAAUCCCAACUUUAGUGACUUUCGCCAAUAAUAG